CCCGAGCCGCCGCCCGCCGCCCGCCCGAGCCGCCGCCAUGGGCCCCGCGGCCCUCCGCGUCCUCCCCUGGGCCCUGCUGCUGCUGGGGCUGCCGCUGCCCGCUCAGGGCUUGCAGGCCAACCGCAUGCUGGCCUCCGGGCCCCUGCAGGGACAGCCGGCGAGAGAACUCGGGGGGUUCACCCCCGCGCCCCCCGCCUCUUCCCAGGAGAUCCAGCCGCUGAACAAGCAACCGGCCAACGGCACCGGCGAGGGGCACGCCAAGCCCCGCAAAGCCUUCCCGGUGCUGGGCAUCGACUAUAACCACAUCCGCAUCCCCUUCGAGAUCUCCCUCUGGAUCCUGCUGGCCUGUCUCAUGAAGCUGGGCUUCCACGUGAUCCCCUCCGUGUCCAGCAUCGUGCCCGAGAGCUGCCUGCUCAUCGUGGUUGGCCUCCUGGUUGGGGGCCUCAUCAAGGGCGUGGGCGAGGAGCCUCCCAUCCUCAAGUCCAACAUCUUCUUCCUCUUCCUCCUGCCCCCCAUCAUCCUGGACGCAGGCUACUUCCUGCCCCUGCGCCAGUUCACAGAGAACCUGGGCACCAUCCUCAUCUUCGCCGUGGUGGGCACGCUCUGGAACGCCUUCUUCCUGGGGGGGCUGAUGUAUGCCGUGUGCCAGCUGAGCGGCCCCAGCCUCAGCCACAUCGGCCUGCUGGCCAACCUGCUCUUCGGCAGCAUCAUCUCGGCCGUGGACCCGGUGGCCGUGCUGGCAGUCUUCGAGGAGAUCCACAUCAACGAGCUGCUGCACAUCCUGGUCUUCGGCGAGUCCCUGCUCAACGACGCCGUCACCGUCGUCCUCUACCACCUCUUUGAGGAGUUUGCCAACUUCGAGCAGGUGACCAUCAUCGACAUCAUCCUGGGCUUCCUCAGCUUCUUCGUGGUGUCCCUGGGCGGCGUCUUCGUGGGCGUCAUCUACGGCGUCAUCGCCGCCUUCACCUCGCGCUUCACCUCCCACAUCCGCGUCAUUGAGCCGCUCUUCGUCUUCCUCUACAGCUACAUGGCCUACCUGUCCGCGGAGCUCUUCCACCUCUCGGGCAUCAUGGCGCUGAUUGCCUCCGGCGUGGUCAUGAGGCCCUACGUGGAGGCCAACAUCUCCCACAAGUCCCACACCACCAUCAAGUACUUCCUCAAGAUGUGGAGCAGUGUCAGUGAGACUCUCAUCUUCAUCUUCCUGGGCGUCUCCACCGUGGCCGGGCACCACUACUGGAACUGGACCUUCGUCAUCAGCACUCUGCUCUUCUGCCUCAUUGCCAGGGUCCUAGGUGUCCUGGUCCUCACCUGGUUCAUCAACAAGUUCCGCAUCGUGAAGCUGACGCCCAAGGACCAAUUCAUCAUCGCCUAUGGCGGCCUGCGCGGGGCCAUCGCCUUCUCGCUGGGCUACCUGCUGGACUACCAACACUUCGACAUGAGGGACAUGUUCCUCACCGCCAUCAUCACCGUCAUCUUCUUCACCGUCUUCGUGCAGGGCAUGACCAUCCGGCCCCUGGUGGACCUGCUGGCGGUCAAGAAGAAGCAGGAGACCAAACGCUCCAUCAACGAGGAGAUCCACACGCAGUUCUUGGAUCACCUUCUGACGGGGAUUGAGGAUAUCUGUGGUCACUAUGGGCACCACCACUGGAAGGACAAGCUUAAUCGCUUCAAUAAGAAGUAUGUCAAGAAGUGCCUGAUCGCGGGGGAGAGGUCCAAGGAGCCGCAGCUCAUCGCCUUCUACCACAAGAUGGAGAUGAAGCAGGCGAUCGAGCUGGUGGAGAGCGGCGGCAUCGGCAAGAUCCCCUCGGCCGUCUCCACCGUCUCCAUCCAGAACAUCAACCCCAAGAGCCUGCCCGUGGAGCGCAUCCUCCCGGCCCUGUCCAAGGACAAGGAGGAGGAGAUCCGGAAGAUCCUGCGCAACAACCUGCAGAAAACCAGGCAGAGGCUGCGGUCCUACAACAGGCACACGCUGGUGGCUGACCCCUACGAGGAGGCCUGGAACCAGAUGCUGCUGCGGAGGCAGAAGGCUCGGCAGCUGGAGCAGAAGAUGAACAACUACCUGACGGUGCCUGCCCACAAGCUGGACUCCCCCACCAUGUCCCGGGCACGCAUAGGCUCAGACCCCCUGGCCUACGAGCCCAAGGCCGACUCGGAGAACCUGCCCAUCAUCACCAUCGACCCUGCCUCGCCCCAGUCCCCGGACUCUGCGGACCUGACGAGCGAGGAGCCCAAGGGCUGCGGCGGCCUCCCGCCCUCGCCCGAGGAGGAUGAGGAGGGGCUGGUGAUGCGGGUGAAGGAGCCUUCCUCGCCCGGUACUGACGAUGUCUUCACCCCGGGGACCGGCGACAGCCCCAGCAACCAGCGGAUGCUGCGGUGCCUGAGCGACCCGGGGCCGCGGCCGGAGCCCGAGGAGGGCGAACCCUUCAUCCCCAAGGGCCAAUAGCAGCUGGAGCCUCAUCCCGGGGCCGGAGCCUCCCUCCUGGAACCCUUCAUCCCCAAGGGCCAAUAGCAGCUGGAGCCUCAUCCCGGGGCCGGAGCCUCCCCCCUGGAACCCUUCAUCCCUAAGGGCCAAUAGCAGCCGGCGGCCGGAGCCUGCCCCUCCGCGGCUUCUCUCUCUCCAUUCGUUCUUUCUUUGCUCUCCUUUUUCUUUCCUCUGUCACUCCACUCCGGAUUCAGGAAGGGGAGGCCGCCUUGGAUGGGUUGGGAUCUCCAGGACAGCUCUGCCCAGCAAGCCCUGGGCUGGCCCCGAGGAGCAGGGAAGGAGCCCCCAGGACUCACCAGGCUCCGUGGCCUGGGAGUGAAGGACGAUCGAGCUCCCAGGACUGGGACCUGCAGGUGCCUCACAGCCCCGGGAGGACCUUUCCCAGAGGCUGCCCACUCAGGACCUGCGAGUGGCUUCUUGGGGUGGCUUUGGCUGGCACAGGGUGGGCGCUGGGGGAGCUGCCCCACAGCUUUGCCUCUCUCUGGCUUGUCUUUUCCCACCCUCUCGCAUUGCUCCGGAGCGGAGAGAUGGGAAGAUGGGAGCCAAGGCUCUGCCUGAGGCUGCUGCACCACCACCUCACCUGGCACCUUCCUGGGCACCUUGGUCUCAUGCUGCUGCUCCCUGCCUUGGCCACUUGCCCACGGAGCCAGCUGCCACCCGGGAGCCUCCUGCUGCCCUGCAUUUCAUGCCAGGUCUUGUUCAAUAAAUAUCCUAGAGCCAUGCA
Molecule: messenger RNA, 3206 nt
Organism: Pogoniulus pusillus (Red-fronted tinkerbird)
Lineage: Eukaryota; Metazoa; Chordata; Aves; Piciformes; Lybiidae
Gene: SLC9A1
Product: solute carrier family 9 member A1
Exons: 12
Coding region: 38-2443 (801 amino acids)
Biological process (GO): potassium ion transmembrane transport; regulation of intracellular pH; proton transmembrane transport
Cellular component (GO): plasma membrane
Molecular function (GO): sodium:proton antiporter activity; potassium:proton antiporter activity
Source: RefSeq, a predicted model, not a curated record